Talaromyces stipitatus ATCC 10500 is the source of this 3234-nucleotide messenger RNA. Its product is annotated as reverse transcriptase, putative. The record is from RefSeq and is a predicted model, not a curated record. Gene Ontology annotation, molecular function: catalytic activity; nucleic acid binding. Bases 1 to 3234 code for a protein of 1077 amino acids. The transcript has 3 exons. NCBI's taxonomy places the organism in Eukaryota, Fungi, Ascomycota, Eurotiomycetes, Eurotiales, Trichocomaceae.
AUGCAUCUCUUUGGUGAGAGCGAGGUGCAAAAUUACGAUAUCCUGGCUAUCCAGGAACCCUACAUCAACAAACAUACCGACCCACUAACAACAUACUCACUAGCGCUCAAGGGCAGCUUCCAUAUCCUACUGCAGCCCACACCCAAGGAAGAAUACAAGAAACGCCCACGAGUCUGUUUCUACGUCAAUAGAGGGCUAGAUCCAGCCACAUGGGAGGUCCAAUACCAUAAUAGAGAUCUGAGCACAUUGACACUUCAUACAGCCGCCCAUGGAACCAUCCAUAUUCACAAUAUAUACAAUCCAGGAGUCAAUAGCAACAAGGAAUCUGUAAUUAGCGCCCUGCAAACCGCCAUGGCACCUAGGGCGCAGCAUAUUGUAUUGGGGGACUUCAACCGACAUCACCCGCUGUGGGCGGGCCCGCGGUACCGACAUGUUGACGAGGAGGCCACUGAAUUGAUUAAUCUUAUGGAUAAGCAUGGGCUCGAGCAGCUCUUGCCACUAGGCACGAUCACGUACGAGAGGGUUAACGCCAAAUCUACAAUUGAUCUGGUGUGGGCAUCGCACAAUCUAGCCAACCGGGUAGUGAGCUGCGACACCAAGCCAGAGUGGUGGUACGGAGCAGAUCAUGUCCCAAUCUCCACUCAAUUUAACCUUACAGCUAUACAUUGGGACCUCUUCCUUAAACUGAUGGACAUAUACAAUUGGCACCCAAGGGAGCUCAAUGAUAAUGAGGCGAUCAAUGAGGCGAUCCGCUAUCUAGUUGAGGCAAUCAAUCAGGCAGCUGAGCAAGCGACACCUACAAAACAGAUCAGCAUCUACUCACGAGCGGGCUACACCCCAGAGAUGGCGAAGCUUAAACACCACGUAUCUAGGUGUAGACGACACGCACGUCGUAUAAAUACAGAUCAGGCAUGGGAGGACUACGCAGAGGCUAGGAAAGAGAUGAAACGGCGCACCAAUGAGCUCGCACGAGAUCUACAUCGCCAACGAAUUGAGCAGGCAACAGAGUCAAUAGAUGGAUUCUGGAGAAUUGCCCGUUGGGUCCGCAAUAGGGGCAAACCACGUGCCACGUUUACCCCAACGUUACACUACAAUAACACGAGUUACACAGCCCCAAAGGAGAAAGCAGCCCUAUUCCGAGAGGUCCUCCACCCAGAGCCCCCGGAGGCAGAUCUGUCAGAUAUUGGGCCACAAUAUAGAUAUCCCAAACCGUAUACGAUGCUACCAAUCACGUUAGACGAAGUCCGAACGGCAGUAACCAACGUGAAGCCCGACAAAGCACCAGGGCCAGAUGGAAUCCCUAAUCUGGUCCUACAAAGGCUGCUCCCUACUAUCGAGGCCUAUCUCGUUAAUCUCUUUAAUGCAUGUCUACGUCAACAAUACUGCCCUGACCAUUUCCGAAAGUCGACAACAGUCAUCCUUCGCAAGCCUGGAAAGCCUGAUUACUCUGAUCCAAAGGCGUACUGCCCAAUAGCGUUACUGAGCACGAUUGGCAAAGCACUAGAAUCAGUGUUAGCCAGACGUCUCAGCUAUCUAGUGGAGCAAUAUAAUCUUUUACCAAAGCAACAUAUUGGAGGACGUCGCGGCCGCUCAUGCGAACUAGCAAUCCAUCUCUUACUAGAAGAGACCCAUAGUGCGUGGAGAGAGGGCUCACGAGUAGCCUCAGGGCUUGCACUUGACGCGGCAGGGGCUUUUGACAACGUCAAUCAUAUAAGGCUGAUACACGACCUACGAAAGCGCCAGGUGCCAGAUGACCUGAUUGGCUGGAUUGAGAGCUUUCUAAGUAAUCGCCGCACGUCAAUCACACUCCUAGAGGGCAAUAUAGGGGAAUUUCUAGUUAAUACAGGCAUUCCACAGGGCUCCCCAUUGUUACCAAUCCUAUUCCUAUUCUUUAAUGCAGAUCUUAUUGAGCAGAUACUCGCCGAGUGCCCGGACGUGAUUGUACUUGGAUAUAUUGACGACAUCUUCAUCAUGACAUAUGGGACCUCCGCCGCAGCCAACUGCCACACACUCACCAAAGUACACCAGGUUGCAGAGCGCUGGGAGAGGACACAUGCCUCUAAAUUUGCGCCUGCCAAAUAUCAACUUACCCACUUUUGGCGGAAGCACCAAAUGGUGCCUAAGCCGAGUGGUAGGCUGGAUGUACCUCUCAUAAUCAAGGGAGUAGAAAUUAAGCCUACGGACUCAAUCAAAUAUCUAGGAGUUUAUCUGGAUACCCACCUCACUGGGGAAGUGCACGUACAGGAGAUGAGAAAGAAGGCUGCAAAACUGGUGGCGGGAUUAAGCUCAAUCGCAGGAUCGACAUGGGGAACGCCCCUGGUUCAUCUAAGGAAGAUAUACACGGCUGUCCUCCAACCACAGAUCAUGUACGCGUGCUCCACGUGGUAUAUACGAGGUGGAAGAGGGUUCACCGGUGCGCAGCGAGCUGCAGAGCAAGCCAUCCGAUCGAUCCAGGAUCAGGCUCUUCACCAGAUAUCCGGCGCGUUCAAACGUACGUCACGACAGGCCCUAGAGGUCUGUCUCCAUGUACCACCUGCAGAGCUCACGCUCGCAAAGCUGGCUGAGGAGGCCUGCCUGCGGAUCAUGACCUCACCACUUCGAUCUACGCUUUACCAAAUACGUGGCCAAGCCCACUGUAACGACCCAUACACGUCGCCACUUCAUCGAUUGGAAACAGCCAUCGACCGCAAACUGGGGAGUGAUACUAGCCAACGCAUCGAGACAAUCUACCCCUUUGUAGUGCCACCGUGGUGGGAGCCACCAGAAGCAAGGAUUGACGAUACCCGUGAGGAGGCUAUCAAGGCUAUUGAAGCAAUCUCAGGAACAGAUACAACAAUACAGUUCUUUACCGAUGGGAGCGGCUUUGACAAUGGGAUUGGGGCAGCGGUCUACUCAUCAAUAGGACAGGCUUAUAAGCCAGUAGGCUCAUCUAACACACAUACUGUUUAUGCAGGGGAACUGGAGGGAAUCGAUGCGGCAUUGGAAAUCCUACUCCGAAGCCAGCCAUGCGAUGACAACCCACACGAAGCCACAAUCUACACAGAUAAUCAAGCCGCAAUACGCGCCACGUGCCAGCCAGGGCGGUCCUCUGGGCAGUAUAUCCUUCGACGGAUCGUACGACACCUGGGCCUCCUACGCGACAACCGAUCUCGAUGGCGUAGUAACCAUGUUGAUUCGGCUUGGAUGGAUCAGCCACUUGACACGUUGGAAAUAGAACCGGGCACCAAAACAUAA